UCAUGAACGUCUAGACGUGGUUUAAAAUAAAGUAGCAACUGGAUAACGAACCACAUGGUUUAACUUGAUAUUGAUCUAGAACAUAGCUCAAUUAUUAAACACGUGAAACGAUAUCUGUGUUAAAACACUGGACAUUUUAGUUGGUUCACAGUAAAAAAAAGGAUUUAAGGAAUUUAACUUGGUCUUGAAAAGGUGAAUGCAUUCUUGAACAUUGACAUCAUGUUAACGACAAGUGAGCCACCAGAUGCAACAAGUCGGAAGUCCGCGUUCCACCCGGUGUCACCUCUGGCAAAAACUCCCCCUGAACGCCAUGUAUGCGACCGGAAGCGUGACAGCGGAUAUGGAUCUGACUUUUCCCCGGCCUAUUCCGGAACCCCAAAACGGAAGUUUACGUUUGAUGAAAGUGACGACACUUCAAGUUUAGCAACGGAGAUAAAUGUCAUGAAUGUUAACAAUAAGGACAGUUUUGAUGACGUGUUCUUUGACCAUUUUGACGUCAUUCCUGAAGGUGAGGAAUCCGAUGACACGGAUAAAGAAGUCGAAGAGUUAUUAAGCGACUCACCGGACUGCCGGGUACUCUCGAACCCCAUCGCGAUCGUCCGCCCGCCGCCUCCCGCCCCAACGCCUGAGUCUGAUGAAAGUUCCAACUCAUCGGCGGCGUCUGUGGACUGCUUGAUCGCGUCCCCUUUUUACCACACUCAAUGGACUAAGCGAGACCGCGUGGUGUGCCGGAACCCCUUCCGGCCUAUAGUGAGCCGCAGCGUGGGCACCCAGACACCAAGCCCGCACUGCCAACUUAUCCAGGAUGUCCUUACCUCGGAACGCAUUGCAGCCUCGGUUCCAUUAACCAACAGAGGUCAUCCGGUGUUAAGGUUACGAAUGGGGUCUGACUGUGAGCGCCGCUCGCCGCUUCCGGAUGUGGUGCCGUCGACGGCGUUACGUGACCGGUCGGCGUCACUUCCGGACGUUGGGUCGCUACGCCGUCGGGAACAUGAGAAGCAGGUUGGACGGGAGCUGCGCCGGAUCAGCGAUGACUUUCAUACGCUACACAGCCGACGGAGGGAAAGAGGUCUGUCGAUGUCGUUUCCCUUACGCGCCGUUGACCUUCAAGCGUACUGGACAUCACUGAGACGUUACGUUUCCAAUAGUCCGUUAUUCCGCGGGGCUUCCCCGGAUCAACGCUGACGUUUCAGACGUUAAAACUUUGCGAAGGUCAACUACAGCUGAAGCUGGCUUACGUCAGAACUGAGAGGUUAGAUGACGUUCUUAGUCAUCGCUGGAUUCGAUGACGUCAUCUUGCUAGAGACUCACCAUGGCUGUUCACAUUGUCAUGGUAAAGAAAGACAACUUCGACAAUGACGUUCAACGUCAGAUUGUGGCGUUUCUCCACGCACGAAGGCUGCAUAGCAUGAUUCUGCCGUGGUGCCAGCCAGGGUUUAAGACCAUAACGACUGUGUCCGUCUUAUCACAAUCAACUGUGGAUUUCACGGGGCAUGAUAUUCAGACGCUUAGUCACGUGAUCCAGUCACGUGAUCUUUAUCACGUGAUCGCUGUCUGUUUCGUGACUUGUUCAUUUGUUUAGUUUUCUUUUUAGUUGGCAAAACAUUAGUGGUUUUGUGUCGUUAAAGGUUUUCGACUGAUCUCAUGAUUUCUCCCCUGCCACUUUAAGGGUUUCAUUUAUUCGUAUAUGUAUACAUGUUUGCGGUUAAAAAUCUUUGAACUAUUUUGCUCAUAACUUGUGCACUUCAGAAUUCAUAUAACAUUCUUGAAGCGGUCUUUCAUUGUUUCGUCCAUUUUUUUUAUUAUUCCGAAAUUCAAAUUGUACAACGGCUAAAAUGUUUGUAUGAAAUAUAAUUUGCAUUUUAAUUUUUGCAAUGUGAAAUGGUCUCGUUCUUUUACCAUUCCUUGGUAUGAUUUGGUGCAAUAGAUGACUGAAAUACAAAUCAUUUUGGCUUAUAAUCUGUAUCGCUGGGGCGUGGCUGUGUGAUUGUACCAGUCAUAAUGCAUAGGUCUCAAUCCACUAUUAGUAAAAACAUUUUUUAUUAAAACUUGCGUUGAAUGUUGAUUUUUACACAUUAUUUUUUCUUACCUUAUAUAUGACUUAAAACAAGAACAUAUUUGCACUAAGCUUAAAUCUUAAUUUGAUAUUGUUCUUGGCUUAAAGCUAACUAAAGAAUCUGAAUUUGAUAUUACUUUAAGCGUUAUUUAAAGCCAACUCAAAUGAAUUGUCACACUAUGGUGCUUAUUGCUAUGUAAAUUCGCUAGUUUUUUUUUGUAUGAAUAUUUAUUUCGUGUAGCUGCAAGCUUAAGAUUAUAUAACCUUAAUAUUUAAGUAUUUGUUAAAUCCUAUUUAUAAAAAUCCCUUUUCGUGCAAUAUUUGAUAUUUCAUUCUUUAAACAAUGUCAAAAAAAGUAUUUUAAAAAAAUGCGAAAAAAAGAAAGAAAAAGUGCUGUUUCAGUCUGGAUCUCAAAAUGAAUUGUACGUUAUUACAAUGAUUUGUAUAUUAAGGCAGUUUAUUAAGUGCUUUUACGAUAAAAUGGUAUUUUUGGGCCACAAUAAUAAAAUAGUUUGUUUGAUAUUUCCCCACCCACAUUUUCAAGUAAUUAAAAACGAUAAACACAAAACGACAACCAGAGGGGCAAAAAAAGUUCGGGUCGCGGGUACAUUGUUUUAAGUCGGCCGGGAAACGUCAAACAAAUUGUUUAUCAUGCGUGGCCUUACCAGUGUAAAAUAUUUUGUUUAAGAGAUUAUUUUGACAGUAUUGCUUAGGUUGGUUGGUUUCAGAAGUUAUUUCUGUUAAGGGUAUGUACCUUUUUUACCUCGGGGAUAUAUGUUGUACAUGCAUACUUUUUUUCGGAAAAUUGAUGAAAAUAAAUAAAUCAUAAAAUAUG
Molecule: messenger RNA, 2891 nt
Organism: Mya arenaria
Lineage: Eukaryota; Metazoa; Mollusca; Bivalvia; Myida; Myidae
Exons: 4
Coding region: 220-1185 (321 amino acids)
Source: RefSeq, a predicted model, not a curated record